Molecule: messenger RNA, 831 nt
Organism: Pipistrellus nathusii (Nathusius's pipistrelle)
Lineage: Eukaryota; Metazoa; Chordata; Mammalia; Chiroptera; Vespertilionidae
Source: the annotation of a GenBank genome assembly
AUGGACGCCGAGUACCCGGCCUUCGAGCCUCCGCUGUGCAGCGACCUCAAGCACCUGUGCCGGCGGCUGCGGGAGGCCUACCGGGAGCUGCGGGAGGACCUCGCGCCCUUCAGGGAUGACCGCUACUACCGGCUGGCGCCCAUGCGGCUGUACACGCUCUCCAAGCGCCACUUCGUGCUCGUGUUCGUCGUCUUCUUCGUCUGCUUCGGCCUGACGGUCUUCGUCGGGAUCAAAGGACCCAAAGCGAUCCAGACUUCUGAAGCUAAUUUUUCACUAAAUAAUAGCAAAAAGUUGAAGCCAAUUCUCAUACGUUCGAAUCCACUGUCCACAUACAACCAGCAGCUGUGGCUGACGUGUGUUGUUGAAUUGAAUCAAUCAAAAGAAAUGUCUAUGCAGACAAGCUUUCUCAUGACCGUUAAAGUGGAUGGUGUAGCUCUAGAUGGAACCACCAUGUUCAUUCAUAACAAAGUUCACAAUCGCACAAGGACCCUCACGUGUGCAGAGAAGUGUGCGGAGAUCAUCGUCGCGCACCUCAGCUACCUGAACUACACGCAGUACACAGUGACGGUGGGAUUCGAACACCUCAGACUGCCCCUCAAGGACGUGAACUUCACAUGGAAGACUUACGACCCCGCCUUUUCCAAGAUGGAAAUUUGGUUCCGGUUCGUCUUUGUGGUGCUCACCUUCAUUGUCACUUGCCUGUUCGCACAUUCCCUCCGCAAGUUCUCCAUGCGGGACUGGGGCAUGGAGCACAAGUGGAUGUCCAUCCUCCUGCCCCUGCUGCUGCUCUACAACGGGAGAAAGAAAGUGUUUGACCUUCUAUUUGCCUAA